UUCCGCCGACCUCACCAGUCACAUCCUUCUUCGUUUAUUCAUAAAUACGUCUCUGUUCUGUUUUUUUUCUUGGGUGUUCCAUAUACAUACAUACAUAUGAUAAAGCCAACACGAGACGCAAUAUAUAGAGAGAGAAGAGAUAAGAGCGACGAGACAACAAAAUUUGUAACCCUUUUGAUUUGUUAUCUUGAUCAAUUGAGUGCUCAAUUUUGUUGAUGGUCAUCUAAGAAGAAUCGUAUCCUUUCUCUGUUGUUGAUGGUCAUCUAAAAUUUAUAUCCUUUAAAAAGUGAUUCUGCGUUGUGAGAAAAGAUGAAGUUUUGUAAGAAGUAUGAAGAGUACAUGCAAGGGCAGAAGGAGAAGAAGAAUCUUCCUGGCGUUGGCUUUAAGAAGCUCAAGAAGAUUCUCAAGAGAUGCAGAAGAAACCAUGUCGUCCCUUCUUCUUCUUCCUCGAGGAUGGCUUUUACUCAAGUAAUUGAUCAGCACAAUUGUCCUCGUGGAUGCCCAGUUUGUGAUGGAACUUUUUUCCCGGAGCUUCUCAAGGAGAUGGAAGACGUCGUUGGAUGGUUUAACGAGAAUGCUCAGAAGCUUCUUGAGCUACAUUUAGCUUCUGGUUUCUCAAAGUGUCUCACUUGGUUCAAAGGCAAUACUCGAAAAAAGGAUCAUCUUGGUUUGAUCCAAGAAGGCAAAGACUUGGUUAAUUACGCUCUCAUCAAUGCCGUCGCCAUUAGAAAAAUCCUCAAGAAAUAUGAUAAGAUUCAUGAGUCUAGGCAAGGACAAUUGUUUAAGACACAAGUCCAGAAGAUGCGAAUCGAAAUCCUGCAAUCACCAUGGCUCUGUGAGCUUAUGGCGUUUCACAUCAAUCUGAAAGAAUCUCAGAAGGGAUCUAAAACUGCUGUGGCUUCUCCUACUCCUGUUCAUGCAUUGUUUGAUGGCUGCUCUUUGACGUUCAAUGAUGGGAAGCCUUUACUCUCCUGCGAGCUCUCUGAUUCCGUAAAAGUUGACAUUGACUUGACUUGUUCAAUAUGCCUGGACACGGUGUUUGAUCCGAUAUCUCUAACAUGCGGUCACAUAUAUUGCUACAUGUGUGCUUGCUCUGCUGCAUCAGUAAACGUAAUUGAUGGCUUGAAAACCGCAGAGCUAACUGAAAAAUGUCCGCUUUGCCGUGAGGAUGGGGUUUAUAAAGGUGCUGUGCAUCUGGAUGAGCUCAAUAUCUUACUUAAGCGAAGCUGCAGAGAGAAUUGGGAAGAACGGCGUAAAACAGAGAGAGCAGAAAGGUUACAGCAGGCAAAGGAGUACUGGGAUUACCAAUGCCGAAGCUUCACUGGAAUAUAAUAUGACUUGCUAUAUAUGUGAUUUCUCAAGUGAGAAAUACUUUGGAGAUUCUUCGUUUUGAUAAAGCUCUUCUAAGACUAGAUGUUAAUCGUGAUUUGUUUUCCUCUGUGAGUAUGUGUUUAUUUGCACAGUGGAGGUUGACGGUUAGUGAAAAUUUGAAAACUCUUUGCA
Molecule: messenger RNA, 1503 nt
Organism: Capsella rubella
Lineage: Eukaryota; Viridiplantae; Streptophyta; Magnoliopsida; Brassicales; Brassicaceae
Product: E3 ubiquitin-protein ligase BAH1
Exons: 6
Coding region: 310-1332 (340 amino acids)
Molecular function (GO): metal ion binding
Source: RefSeq, a predicted model, not a curated record